AAGAAGCAGAAGAAGAAGAAGAUGAUGACGAUGAUGAAGAUUCUCCGCGCAGAAUGAGAAUAAAUGUGUGACUUUCAUCUGUUUUAUUUCUUCAGUGAUUUCACAAGUUUGAUUUGCAGUGUUUAUUUUCGGCGGGAGAAUUGUAAAACUCCAGGAAACAAGUGAAAUCUGUGUGACACUGUUGUAAAGAUGUUUAUUAAAGAGGAGAGUGAAGAUAUGGCUUAUCCAGAAGCAUGCAGAAUUAAAACCGAACACACUGACGAACAAACAGACUUGAUGGAAAUGAAAGAGGAAGAUGAAGAGCCAAUAGGAGUGAAAGAAGAAAGUCAAGAACAGAAUGAAGUGAAGGAGGAACAUCAGUAUCAGAAUCCUCAUUGUUUCAUAACUGGAGAAACAUAUUUUACUUGCUUACAGACUGAGAAGAAUUCCUCACAAAACAAAACUCAACCAGAAAAUUCCUUCACAUGCCAUCAGUGUGGAAAAAGCUUCAUACAGAAACAAAUUCUAAAGAAACACUUAAGAAUUCACACUGGAGAGAAACCUUUCUCAUGCCAUCAGUGUGGAAAAAGUUACGCAAACAAAUCUGGCCUUAAAAGACACAUAAGAUUUCACACUGGAGAGAGCCCUUUUUCAUGCCAUCAAUGUGGAAAGAGUUACACACAGAAACAAAGUCUUCAGAUACACAUAAGAACUCACACUGGAGAGAAACCUUUCAAAUGCCCUCAGUGUGGAAAAAGUUUCAUACGGAAAGCAAGUCUUACCAAGCACAUGAAAAUUCACACUGCAGAGAAACCAUUUAUGUGCCCUCAGUGUGGAAAGAGUUUCGUACGGAAAGAAGGUCUUGACAUGCACAUGAAAAUUCACACUGGAGAGAAGCCUUUCACAUGCCUUCAGUGUGGAAAAAGUUACAUAAGGAAAGGAGAUCUUAACAUGCACAUGAAAAUUCACUCUGGAGAGAAACCUUUCACAUGCUCUCAGUGUGGAAAAAGUUUCAUAAGGAAAGGAAAUCUUAAUAUGCACAUGAGAAUUCACACUGGAGAGAGGCCUUUCACAUGCCUUCAGUGUGGUAAAAGUUACAUAGACAAAUUAGGCCUUAAAAGACACAUGAUUUUUCAUACUGGAGUAAAGCCUUUCUCAUGCCUUCAGUGUGGUAAAAGUUUCACAUCUAAAAGAUUUCUUCAAGUGCACAUAAGGAUUCACACUGGAGAGAAGCCAUUCAUUUGCCAUCAGUGUGGAAAGAGUUUCAUUAAUAAAGGAAACCUUAAGGACCACAUAAGAUGUCACACUGGAGUGAAGCCUUUCAUAUGCUUUCAGUGUGGGAAGAGUUUUUUGCGUAAAAGAAACGUUGAUGUGCACAUGAGAAUUCACACUGGAGAGAAGCCUUACACAUGCCUUCAAUGUGGAAAGAGUUUCGCUCGUAAAGCAAACAUUGACAUGCACAUGAGAAUGCAUACUGGAGAGAAGCCUUAUACAUGCCAUCAAUGUGGAAAGAGUUUCAGUCGGUCACAGACCCUAAAAAAACAUGGGAAAGUUCAUGCUGAAGAGAAACCAUAACACCAGGCUUCAUGUGGGAAAAGUAAUAGAAAAAGGCAUUGCCUAGUUGUUGUAGUGAACAAACUGAAAGUAAUGGUAUGAAAUUCAGAAACUCAAAGAUGUAAUUACUCUUUUGGAAGAAAUUCUAUCUAAAAGAGUGAUUUUGGUACAUUGCAUUACCUAUAGUGAUGAAUCAGCUGUCAUUCUAUGUCAGGGGUUGGCAACCUGUGGCAUGUGUGCCAGCAUUGGCACGCGGAGGGGUAAUCACUGGCACUCUAGCAACGGCGAGAGAGGAGUAGACUAUUUUAUUUAUAUAAAUUCUGCACCUGCAUUCCAAUCUACAUCUUGAUGUAAUCCUCAUGAUCACGCAGCGUGUUUUCAUGAGCUGAAUGGGAGGCUAAACAAAAAGUUAAAAUGUGACGAGAAUGCAGUAUACCCAACAGACUUGUGCAGCGCGUGCAAGCCAUUCACGCAUCAUGAGCCAGCAGCGCUUCACUUUUGAAUAUUUGCGCAAGUAAACGCGCACGCUUUCCUUCGGUCAGGCUGUGCGGAUGACAGCCUACAUUCCGUGUUUCAUUUGUUUCUUUUUGCUUUCAGAACAACAUGUGAUGUAAUAAGAAAAACACCACUAUUAAUCAUUGAGAUUUCCAACCCAGCACACCCUCUUUAAACCAUGGUCGCACUCAAAAUGACAUUAAACGAUUAAGAGAGAAAACAAACCCACAUCAUGGUGUUCAAAAAUCUAUUCAAAAGAGUCAAGAGUCUAUUCAAAAUAUAAAUUAAACCUGGAAAUAAAGUUUUAGGAUUUUGCAGGUGCGAUUCACUGAAAAGGGCUAAAUAGUUGAUCAGCUUGUGAUGCGUGAAUGCGAGUUUAGUCACACUUUAAUAGUUUAGCCUCCCAUUCAGCUGAAGAGAAAACACUGUGUGAUCAUGAGGAAGGACUACAUCAAGACGUAGAUUGGAAAAACUUCAUAUAAAUAAAAUAGCCUACUCCUCUCUCGCUGUUGCUUGCGUGCUAGCGAUAACAAAACAAAGACAUACCAUAAGAAUUAUUUAAGAUUCCACACGAUGUCAUGGUCAGUAAUCAAAUAAGCAAAUUUGUGACAUUAACUGUAUUAACUCAUUUUGUACAAAAGGAUAGGUUUUCUUUCAUGAAAGCACUGUGAAAAUUCACAUGCAGGAUCAUUAUCAUAAUCAUCGGGUUUUGCACAUAUUUUUCACUCAAACUGUUAUGCUGAUAAUAUCAUUUGUAAUUAAAAAUAAACUAUUCAAUUGGAAAAAUGCAAAAUAGAAACAUUUUCACAAAUGGACUCAUACUUCGGAAAAUUGCAUACAUUUGCAUGUUUUGUUUUUUUUUGUUUUGUUUUUUUUUGGGUGGCACAGCCAUUGACCAGGAAAAAUAAAUGACACUCCAUGUCAAAAAGGUUGCCGAACCCUGUCCUAUGUAAAGGGUUGUAGGAAGUAAAGCAGGGCAAUACAGCAAAAACAGUUAAAAUAUAAUGUAUAUAUAAAGAGUCUUACACACCCCAGUUAAAAUAGCAGGGUUUUUUGUUGUUGUUGUUGUAUAAGAUGAAACCAAGUUAAAUCAUGUUAGUUCUUGUUCCACCUUUUAGUGUGAUAAUGCAAUCAACAAAAUUCAACUUAAGAAUAAAAUUGAAAGUUUUUUAGGAGAAUACAUAAAAAUAAAAACUUACAAUAACCUGGUUUCAUAAGUGUGCAAACCCCUUAACUAAUAUUUGAAGCACCUUUUGUUUAUUAUACAGCACACAGUAAUUUUUUUCAUAUUUUGCCAGUUUUUUAUUUAGUUACUAAACAAUUUAAAGUGUACAAAAAAAUUAAAAAGUACACUCACACACACAUGCCCUGUAAGAAUCCCCCAGUUCCCAUCCUACCAAAUCCCACCCCCACUGAACCAUUAUCUGAUCUUAAGCCAUAGAUUAGUCUAUUCAUGAUUGCCCUUCAUGAUUAAACACAACACAGCAUAUUAUUUCAAGAAAUGGAAGAAACAAGUAGAUUGGAAAUUUACACAGAUGAGCCAAAACAUCAAGUCAAGUGAGUUUUAUUGUCAUUCCUCUAUAAAGCUUGUAUACAUUGGAACGAAAUGUCGUUUCUCCAGGACCAUGGUGCAACACAACAGUACGCAAGACUACAUAAAGUGCAAUACACAACAGUGUGAGAUGAGUGCAGGAUAAUAAAUACACAGAACAGAACAAUAGAUACACAGGACAAUAAAUACACAGAACAUGAGCUGUAAACUGUUUUGUAGUGUAGCAGCAAUAAGUAUAGCAGCAAUAUUUGCAGCAACAAUGAGUUCCAUAAUAAAAAGUGACUGAUGCAGCUUUGUAAAGUGCAUGUGUGCAAUGUUUUUGAGUCAUACUGGGUUAGGUGUUUGACUAGGCCUGGUGAGCAUUGGGAGACAGCAGGGUGUUAAGUAAUCUGACUGCCUCAGGUAAGAAACUGUUGCGGAGUCUGCUGGUGCUGGCACGGAUGCUCCUGUACCUGCUGCCAGAUGGCAGGAGGGUGAAGAGUCCAUAAGAGGGGUGAGAGGGGCCAUCCACAAUACUGGUGGCUUUGCGGAAGCAGCGGUUGUUGUAUGUGGUGUCGAUAGUGGGUAGAGAGGCUCUAUCUUUUCAGCUGUUCUCACAAUUUGCUGUGGUGUCUUGCAGUCAGAGGCUGUGCAGUUCCUGUACCACACAGUGAAACAGCUGGUCAGGAUGCUCUCUAUACCUCUGUAGAAGGUGGUGAUGAUGGGAGGGGGGUAUUUGGCUCUCUUCAGCCUCCGCAGGAAGUGGAGGCUCUGCUGGACCUUCUUGGCUUGGCAGGUGGUGUUGAAAGUCCAGGAGAGGUCCUCUGUCAUGUACACACCAAGUCACUUGGAGCUUUUGACUCUCUCCACAGUUGUUCCAUUGCUGUGCUGUCGUGAGUGGUUUGCUCGGGUCAUCCUGAAGUCAACAAUCAUCUCUUUAGUCUUAUCAACAUUGAGAGUGAGAUUAUUGUCUCUACUCCAUUCUGCGAGCUGGUUCACCUCCUCUCUGUAUGCUGACUCAUUGUUGCUGAUGAGGCCCACAACUGUAGUGUCAUCAGCAAACUUGAGGAUGUGAUUUGAACUGUACUUUGCUGCACAGUCAUGAGUCAGCAGGGUAAACAGCAGUGGACUGAGCACACAGCCCUGGGGAGUGCCGUUGUUCAGUGUGGUGGUGCUGGAGGUGGUGUUGCCAAUCCCGACGACAUUGAAGACCUGCCUAAUAUGCUGUUGGUCCUCCGCGUGCCAUCAAAACAGCACCGACUAGCCGAGUCAUGGACUCUACAAGACCCCUGAAGGUGUUCUGUGGGUUCUGGUAUGAAGACAUUAGCAGCAGAUCCUUCAAGUCCUGUAAGUUGCAAGGUGGAGCCGCCGUGGAUUGGACUUGCUGGUCCAGCACAUCCCACAGAUGCUCAUUCGGAUUGAGAUCUGGGGUAUUUGGAGGCAAGGGUAACACCUUUAACUCUUCAUCAUGCUCCUCAAACCAUUCCUGAACAAUGUGUGCAGCGUGGCAGGGUGCAUUAUCAUGCUGAAAGAGGCCACUGCCAUCAGGGUAUACCAUUGCCAUGAAAGGGUGUACCUGGUCUGCAACAACAUUUAGGUUGGUGGCACAUGUCAAACUGAUGUCCACAUGAAUGGCCGGACCCAGGGUUUCCCAUCAGAACAUUGCCCAGAGGAUCACACUCUCUUCAUUAGCUUCUCGUCUUCCCAUAGUGCAUCCUGGUGCCAUCACUUCUCUAGGUAAGCGUCGCACACAUAUAUGGCUGUCCAUGUGAUGUAAAAGAAAAUGGGACUCAUCGGACAAGGCGACCUUAUUCCACUGCUCCAAAGUCCAGUUCCGAUGCUUGCAAACCCAUUGUAGGCACUUUCAAUGGUGGACAGGGGUCAUCAUGGGCACUCUAACUGGUCUGUGGCUACGCAGCCCAAAACGCACCAGGGUGCGCUACACUGUGUGUUAUGACACAUUCCACCCAUAACCAUCAUUAAAAUUUUCUGUAACUUGUGCCUCAGUAGACCAUCUGUAGUUUCGGACCAGGCGGGAUCUUUGUUGCCUUCGCGCAUCGAUGAACUUAGGGUGCCCUGUCGCUGGUUUUUGGUUUGUCACUCCUCAGACCACUGUCAGUAGAUAACUCACUACUGCUGACUGGGAGCACCCCACAAGCCUUGCCAUUUCAGAGAUGCUCUGACUCAGUCGUCUGGCCAUAACAAUUUGGCCCUUGUCAAAUUUCUCCUGCAUUCAGCACAUUGACUGCGAGAACUGAUUGUUCGUUUACAAUCUAAUUAAUCCAGACCUUGACGUGUCCUUGUUAGGAGAUUAUCAACAUUAUACGCUUCACCUGUGGGUGGUCAUGAUGUUUUGGCUCAUCAGUUUACACAUAU
This is a messenger RNA of Myxocyprinus asiaticus (Chinese sucker), 5935 nucleotides long. Its product is annotated as gastrula zinc finger protein XlCGF57.1-like. Bases 190 to 1554 code for a protein of 454 amino acids. The transcript has 2 exons. The record is from RefSeq and is a predicted model, not a curated record. Lineage: Eukaryota; Metazoa; Chordata; Actinopteri; Cypriniformes; Catostomidae.